AUAGUGACGGUCGCACACGUACAGUUCGACCGCACCCGCAUGCCAGAGGACUGUAUUUCAAGAUCGAAAGCUCUCGCAACUCAUCCGGUCGAUAUGUGUGCUCGGCUGAAAACAAGUUCAACAAAAACCCGGUUGUGGUUGUCCACCGAGUCGAUAUACUACACGCACCUGUUUUCACUGGUACAAAGGAGAAUGUGACGGUCGAAGUGGGUCAACCUCUAGAAGUUCAAUGCAUAGUUACCAGUCUGCCAUCUAUAACCUCAAUUACAGUCGAGUUUCCGGAUGGGUCACAUACUUCAGUUCCGGCUACACCAUUUAAUCAAAUGCAAAAAGCAGCGAGAAUUUUGAGAGCGGCCCAUGCUUCUGUCCUAAAUGAAGGAUAUUUCAAGUGCAUUGCUAGUAAUGGCAUUGGAAAUCCAGUUGUGAAGGUCAUUCGCGUCGCUAUUACCAAUGCUACUGUACCUGUAGUGAACUCCACCAUAGCUCAGCCAUCAUUUGCCACUGGAAGCCUUGAAGCCCCUGCUGGAAAAGUGAGGCCUGGAGACACUGUGUAUAAGGUCAGACGCGGGCACCCUGUUGGAAAAUCAAACCCCGGAGAUACCGUGGAUGUGGUCAGAUCUGUUGGAAAAGUCAGGCCUGGAGACAAUGUGUAUAAGGUCAGACCUGGACGCCCUGUUGGAAAAGUCAGCCCCGGAGAUACUGUGCAUGCGGUCAGACUCAGACGCCCUGUUCAUCCAGCUAACUCGAAAAGAACACCAAUGCUGUCUGUUCCUCAGCCAGAUUUCAAUUCAUCCGAAGACGCUACAGUCCUCGUAUUCAACACCACUGAUGAUGCAGCUAAUAAUGGAAACACACCAAUGCAGGAUGAUCCUUGGUUUCAGUUCAGUGCAUCAAAAGGAUCUGGUGAAUCUCCUAAGAAACCAGAUCACGGAGCAACAUUCGCUGUCAUUGGAGGAGUGUUGGGCGGAUUGAUUCUUAUUUGCGCCGUGCUCGUGGCUUACCAUCAACGCUCCCGGCGGUACCCUGACGUGGAGAUUCGGCCAGAGCGACCGUCGUAUGGGGCUGCAAAGUCGAGCGGGCCGGUGAAGGCGAAUCCUUUCAGUACAAAGUUGAUGCCGGUUCCUUCCCUGGAGUCGUGUACCGAAAUUCCUAACCAGCCUGGCCUUCUAUUUGGUGUGAACGGCAUCUUCAUGUCUCCAGAUAUAUUCGCUUCACACUACCUGAUGGCAUAA
Molecule: messenger RNA, 1232 nt
Organism: Sycon ciliatum
Lineage: Eukaryota; Metazoa; Porifera; Calcarea; Leucosolenida; Sycettidae
Exons: 6
Coding region: 324-1232 (302 amino acids)
Source: RefSeq, a predicted model, not a curated record